Messenger RNA from Colletotrichum tamarilloi, 3726 nucleotides. Its product is annotated as hsp90-like protein. Lineage: Eukaryota; Fungi; Ascomycota; Sordariomycetes; Glomerellales; Glomerellaceae. The transcript has 3 exons. Bases 1 to 3726 code for a protein of 1241 amino acids. The record is from RefSeq and is a predicted model, not a curated record. Gene Ontology annotation, biological process: phosphorelay signal transduction system; phosphorylation. Gene Ontology annotation, molecular function: phosphorelay sensor kinase activity; protein binding.
AUGUCCGAGGCCCAACGCGAGCGGGAGGUCCAGCGAUAUCUCCAGAGCUGGCAGGUCGCCCAAGGUUCCUCCUUCAACGUCGCCCUCAAUGUCGAUAGCAUCGCCGCCCCGGACUUACAUGGCAACGGCUACAAGCCAAAGGCCUCGGCCGACAAGGCCCUCACCGCCUUUGCUCAGCUCGCCGUGCUGAAGCUCGACGUCAAGCGUGCCAUGGUCUCGCUGAUCGAUACCACCACCCAGACCAUUCUUGCCGAGGGUACCCGUAGCGUUCAACUUGGAGACUUUGAGCACCUGCAGGAUUCAAACAGUAGUGGUUUGAACGACGCCGAUGAGACGAAUGUUGAUAAUGAACUGUGGCUCGGCGCCACCAUCCUUUCUCGUCCCGAUGCCGUUUGCGAACACUCAAUGGUGAAUACUUGCACAGGUUUAGACCCCAAGGGCCGCCCGUAUACGGCGACCGGACUCAUCGUCAAUGACUGCCGCCUCGACCCUCGAUUCGCGCAGCGCCCCUAUGUGCUCUCGGAACCCGGCGUACGCUUCUACGCUGGCGUGCCCAUCAUCUCACGCAGCGGCCACAAGAUUGGCUCCUUUGCCGUCUCCGACGAACGACCUCAUGAUGGACUCACGGCGGAGGAAAUUCGGUUCAUGCAGGGCGUCGCGCAAACGGUUAUGGAACAUUUGGAGUGGGCCCGGGAUCGCGUGGAUAGGUUCAAGGGCGAGCGGAUAGUGCGAGGACUGGCGACGUUUAUCGAGGGAUGUUCUACCAUGAACGAAGAUUCAAAUCCUGUCAAGGACGACAUACCGAGGAGCCCCUCGACGGUACGGCCACCGGAUAUGCCGCUCAUCUCGACGCGACGGCCGAUGCCCAGAUCGAAUUCGUACUUCCGCAACGCCGAAGCACUCGUCCGGUCUCGAGAGUCAUCAGCGUCUCGUCAGCAAAGCAAUACUACGGAACCUCAGGGGCCCAGCACCGAGAACCCGCCAUCGCCCAAGAAGGCAUACCAACCGAGGGCCGACGGCUUGUCGAAACUCUUCAACCGCGCAGCGGACGUCCUUCGUCACUCGACGCUGGCUGACGGCGUAGCCUUCUUUGGAGCCACGGCAACGACUGCUACUCCCGGAAGCCAAUCAAGGUCGGGCAGGAAUCAGUCGUCGGACGAGGAGGAUGUCACACGACCCGCCACAUCAGGCUCUGGGCUGGAUAGCUCCGACUCUGACACCUCGCCCUCCGCCAGGCCCUGCAAGAUUUUGAGCUUCUCCGUGGCUGAUGAGCGUGCGCGCGCGCGCAUCGAGCAGGGCCCGGCGCUUUCACUCGGCAUUCUUGAAAAGUACUUUUCCAUGUUCCCCAUGGGCAAGACCUUUUCCUUCACCGAAGCCGGGCUUGGGGUGUCAUCUGGCGACGACAGUGCUAGUGACAGGGAGACAAUGGGCGUCGACGGGGCAGCGCCGCCUGACAAAUCCGAAGGCAGACGGCGAAAGGUCAAAAUGGUUCACGAAGAGCUCCUCAAAAAAAUACCCGGAGCCAAGACAGUGGUCUUUGUACCACUGUUCGACUACGGUGAGGACAGGUUAGCCGGCGGGUGUUUCCUCUGGACCUCCGUCACCGGCCGCAUGAUGAAUCUCGACCAGGACCUCUCGUACCUCCGAGCCUUCAGCAACAGUAUCAUGACCCAAGUUGGCCGCAUCAACAGCCAAAAGAACGAGGCGGCCAAGACGACCUUUAUCGCGAGCAUGAGCCACGAACUCCGCAGUCCCCUCCAUGGCAUCCUCGGAUCCGCCGAGCUUCUGCAAGAUACCAGCACAGACGCGUAUCAAUCGGGUCUCAUCAGCUCCAUCGCCACCUGUGGAAAGACGCUGCUCGACACGCUCAACCAUGUUCUCGACUACAGCAAGAUCAACAGGCUCGGGCGGGCACAGAUGAGACGGCGCGCUAAGCAGAACCAGAAUAGGCCGGCAGCCAUCACGUCGGACUCGCUCGAAAGCUUGAGCAUGUCCUCCGUAGUAGACCUGGCUGUUCUCGUGGAAGAGGUGGUUGACGCCAUCGCCGCGGGCCACGCCUUCAAGAAGCUCGUCGGCGCGGGCUCCCUGGAUGGACCCAAGCCCAGCAUCAGUGUCAAGGAGACGAAUAACGUGAGGUCGGUGGGCAACUUCCAAGCGCCGGGGGCCAAGGGUCCUGUGUCAAUAUUGUUAGAUGUCGACCCGAAGAUACCUUGGUUGGUGAAAGCGCAGCCAGGCGCCCUCCGGCGGAUUAUCAUGAACUUGUUCGGGAACGCCCUGAAGUACACGACACAAGGCUACGUUCUGGUUUCUUUGACCGGCCAGGCGAGGUCCGAGGGAACAAAGAUCGACGCCAUGAUACGCGUGGCGGACUCUGGUAAGGGCAUGUCUGAGGAGUUCCAGCAAACCCGACUGUUCCUCCCCUUCAGCCAGGAGGAUUCCUUCCAGCCCGGCACGGGCCUAGGUCUUAGCAUCGUCAAGCAGAUUGUUGACUCGUUGCGGGGAAGCCUCGAAGUCAGGUCCGAGCAAGACAGAGGCACCGAGUUCGACGUACACCUCAGCUUUACAUCGGCAUCCGACGAAACGGAGGACCCCCGUGAACCGGAUGAGGCGAUGCGCAGCGUCGUCGACGAAACAAGGGGGAUGAAGAUUGUCCUCCUUGAGGAGGAGCGUACUCCUGACGCACCGCCCAUGACGAAACACGCCGCGAAGCUGAACCAGAUUCUCACGGAGACGUGCUCCGAGUGGUUCAAGAUGAAGGUUGUUAAGGAAAACCCCAGCGAGCCACCGGAUGCCGAUAUGUACCUCUACUCUGAGCCUCCCUCGGUGGAGGUGCUGGAGAAGCGCUUCAGGGAGAAUUCGCGGAGAUCGCCGAGUCAGAAGAAGGCACCCUUUAUCAUUGUGUGCCCGACGGCAGAAGAAGCAGUCAACAUUCUCCAGGACCACAGCAAGCUGUUGUUGGACUUUUCAGAAAUCGUCGAGGUGAUACCGCAGCCAUGCGGCCCGCGAAAACUGGCCAAAGUAUUUAGCCACUGUCUCAAGCGGGUAGAAGAGCUGGAGAGGACCCAAGCAACGGCACGCAACUCAUCCGGGCUGCUAGCCCCGAUACCGCUCGCCCCCGACGGCACCACCCCCGGCACCACCCCCGGCACCAACGAAAUCCGCCAAGUCGAACGAGUCGGCACCCCACUCCACCAGCAAGCCAGACCAGAACAACUCGAGCCCGCCAUGGGCGUGCAACCCCUCAUCAAACCCCUGGGCGCAAUGGCCCUCUCCCCGGCCCUCAACGGCGGCCAGCCCGUCCUCGUGGGACAGAAGAACGUGACGCUGCACGUUCUCCUGGUAGACGACAACCAGAUCAACCUCAAGCUCCUCGUCAUGUUCAUGAAGAAGUGCGGCUUCACGUACGAGCAGGCCGAGAACGGGCAGGAGGCGCUCGAUCGCUUCAUCGAGGCGUCGAGCUCGUCCAUUGAGGCGAGCGCGAGUAAGCGGCGAAGGUUCGAUUUUGUCUUGAUGGAUAUCAGCAUGCCGAUCAUGAACGGGUUCGAGGCGACAAAGAGGAUACGCGAGUACGAGCGGGAGCAUAGGUUGCAGGCCACGACGGUGGUGGCGCUGACGGGGCUGGCGAGCGCGGAUGCGAGGAGGGAUGCUGAGACGUCUGGGUUUGAUGUGUUUUUGCCCAAGCCGGUGCGUUUUGCCGAGUUGCAGAAACUUCUUACGGCGUCGUGA